AUGCCAAAACACUUACCGACAUUCAAACACCUGUUACAUUCUUCGCAACCUCAACAACAACAACGACAGAGAGAGAAUCAAGAUAAAUCAACUAAAUCAGUCAAUGAUCUAUUAUUAUCAUCUAGGAUAUCAAGACCUAUAAUCAGAGAUUUACCACCUCACUAUCAUUCAUCCAACGAACGAAUAUGGGUGCCGUCUAUAUCAGCAAGUGCGACUGGCUACUAUGAUCCAGGUCCUGGCUUUGCAUCAGGUUCAGGAUCAGGAUCAGGUCCAGGUUCAGCUUCUGGAUCAGGAUCGGGGUCGGGGUCGGGGUCGGGGUCGGGAUUAGGUGGAUUGAUGGAAAGUCAAUUAGGUGAUAUUGAUAUUCAUCCUACGGAGAUAUUACGUAGAUCAAAUCAAGCUCAUAGGAUCGCUCAAAGAUCAGUUGCCGGACCUGCUCCUCCCCCUUCAUGGUAUUCCCCUUCUUCAUCAGCUUCAUCGAAUCAGCAAUCUCCUUCUUCUUCUUCUUCGUUAGGAUCCGCUAAGAAUAGAUCAGGUCAGGAUAUAACUUCUGCACAAUUGGAUUUAUCGACGACUCUAUUCACUCCUCAGCAUCGCGAAGAAAAUGAACGGAGAGACAAUUUAGUGGAACACUGCUUCAAGACCGUUCUGAAAUAUCUAGACAAUGAGGAGAUCAUAUAUACUCCUGAAGUCAGUGUGGAAGGGGAAGAUGGGAUAUCCGCAUCUACGGUGAGACAAGUAGAAGAAGACGGAGUGUAUACGAUGGGUAGAUUAUUACGUGAACAAAUACCUUUUUUAUCAAUUCAACUAAAAUCAUCUUUAUUAGAAACGGCUUCACGAAUACCUUCUUCAUCUAAUUUAUCAAGAUUAUCAGAUCGUUCAAUAUUAGCCAUCUUAUCUGAUCCUCCUCGUCUUGAUCUUGAUCCAGAACCGGAUCCUAAUCCUGAUAUAGAUCCAGAUAUAACAGAGGAAAAAUCAAAUGAUAAUGAUUGGGACACUGACACUAUCCCUCAAUUGACAGAAACCACUUUAACGUAUCUGUCGUUGACUAUACAUCCGUCACCACAUGCUAUAUUACCAAAAUUACCAAUGUUGAAUUCCAUUGUAUCGCUCAAUCUGGCUUAUUCGACUAUACCAUCAGAUAUGGACAAAUUGACAGCUGUCUUACCUCCUGGAUUAAGAGAAUUAGGUCUGGUAGGAAUCAGAUUCAUCGGGACUGGGAAAGGCGUCAUUUCAAAUCUCAACAACUAUGAGGAACAACUGAAAAGAGGGUUCGGGGUUUUAGCUAGAAAAUUGAUUGUUCUAAAGAUGAUCGACCUUUCAUUUCCUCGAUUCAACCUUACACCGAAAAUGAUAGAAGGUUUACUGUCUCCUUCCCAGAAGAAAUUACCUUCUUUGAGGAAAAUCGGUCUGCGAGGAUAUCUCACCAGUAACUCUCAGGUCGGAAACGAUGACGUUCAGGUAAUUUCAGAUGGAUGUAAAGAAGCGAAAGAAGUUCAAGAAAGUAUCGAAAGGAGGAAGAAAGAAGUAACGGAUUUGGUUAAAGGUGGAGGAAGAUCUAAAUAUGUUGAAAUCGUUUGGUAG
Molecule: messenger RNA, 1584 nt
Organism: Kwoniella shivajii
Lineage: Eukaryota; Fungi; Basidiomycota; Tremellomycetes; Tremellales; Cryptococcaceae
Exons: 2
Coding region: 1-1584 (527 amino acids)
Source: RefSeq, a predicted model, not a curated record